Lagenorhynchus albirostris (white-beaked dolphin) is the source of this 813-nucleotide messenger RNA. Its product is annotated as THO complex subunit 7 homolog. The coding region runs from base 1 to 606 and encodes 201 amino acids. The transcript has a single exon. Gene Ontology annotation, biological process: mRNA export from nucleus; mRNA processing. Gene Ontology annotation, cellular component: THO complex part of transcription export complex. The record is from RefSeq and is a predicted model, not a curated record. Lineage: Eukaryota; Metazoa; Chordata; Mammalia; Artiodactyla; Delphinidae.
AUGACCGACGACGAAGUCAUACGGAAGCGUCUCCUAAUCGACGGAGAGGGUGCUGGAGAUGAUGAGAGAAUUAAUCUGCUAGUGAAAAGUUUCAUUAAAUGGUGCUACUCUGGAGCCCAGGAAGAGGGGUACAGCCAGUACCAACAAAUGCUGAGCACACUGUCCCAAUGUGAACUUUCAAUGGGCAAAACUUUGCUGGUAUAUAAUAUGAAUCUCAAAGAAGUGGAAAAUUAUGAAAAAACUUACAAAGAAAUAGAAGGUAACAUUGCUGGAGCACAUGAAAAAAUUGCUGAGUUCAAAAAGCAAAUUCUUCAAGCAAAACAAAUACGAAAAAAUCGCCAAGAAUAUGAUGCAUUGGCAAAAGCGAUCCAGCGUCAUCCAGACAGGCAUGAGACAUUAAAGGAAAUAGAGGCUCUGGGAAAAGAAUUAGAGCAUCUUUCACGUGUUAAACAAAGUGUUGAAGAUAAGCUAGAAUUGAGAAGAAAACAGUUUCACGUUCUUUUUACUACCAUCCACGAACUUCAGCAAGCACUGGAAAAUGAUGAAAAGCUCUCAGAGGUAGAAGCAGCUCAAGAAACAAGCAUGGGAACUGAUCCUAAACCAUAGACUAACUCAUCACUCACCAUUCCCAAGAAUACUGAAGUAGCAACAUGAUCUUAGUGUGUUCAGAAUGUGUUGUGUUCUUGAGACAAUUAAAGUUUUGGCAGUGAACUACGUUGCUGUUAAAUUUUAAUUCACAGUUCAUUCAUAUUGCUUCACACAAAGGGAGAUGACUUCAUUAUAUGUUUGUUUUUAUUGAAAUGCCUUUUUUUU